GUCUACCAGUGUUUAGGUUCUGCGAGAACUCUUUCGUUAGAAUUAAACUCCGAUAUUAUCGAGUCUCUCGCUCGUUCGCUCUCUCGCUCGCUCUCUCUUUUUCUGUUUCUCUGUUUCACCUGCACCCCACAGCUGUCAUUAACCAGCGAACUAGUAUGUGGUGGGUCAGACACGCCGUUUUUUCUUUACAUUGUGCAUCCAAAUAACCGAUUAUAUUUGGGGCAAUAGAUCGAGUGAUCGCUGAGAGUACCGUCCGUCAUCCGAGGUCUGCUCUCCGUUUCAAGCAAAACCGGUACGAAACUGCUGCGGCUGACAUCGGACAGCUGGUACGACUCUACUGUGCUAUCACGACGCAGAGGGAAGAGCCAAAAAUGAAGUUGCACUGGCGCAGACGCUACCAGCGGAACACCUCUAGAGCAUAUACAGUUUAUUAGAUAAUGUCUCUGUUCGGUUUCGGUGUGACAGCCUCGAAGCUUUUAAGGUGUUCUCAAUUAUAUAAGUGUUCCUGGUAGAAGAUACAUCCCUUGAGUAGCAUCAUCCACUAGGAAGAUCGCGCUUAAGCCGUCGUUCAUUAUAGAGCAGGCGGCAACUCGUUAAAUGCACUUCGGUGUGAAAAAAAAACGACGAUGCAAAUCACCGACUUACACGCGUGUUUUCUAACGCACGUUAUCAAAAUGCUUAACGACGAUCAGAAGUCAAUAAGUGGAUCCAUUUUGAACGUUCCAACGAUUCAGUCAGCCGACAUUAAGCAACUGGUGUCUAUUUAGUGCGAAAAGCUUUCAUUCGUACUAUCUCAUCGUGUUCUCGAUUGCUCCACUCCCUAAUUAGGCCAGCGUUCAAUUAGGAACCUUUGUAGUACGCUGCUUAAUAAUGGUAUCGAUGUAAGGCAAAAUAACAACAAAAGAAGAGCUUGGAGCAGCGGAACUCAGGAUGAGCCUACUUGUAAGAUACGAAUAUUUGUGAGUGUGCAGUGCUGUGAAAUUUCACAAGUGAGACUGCGCCUGUUUUUUGCGGUGUACGUCUACGUAGAUCAUGUAUAAACAUAAAGUGAGAAACGAAUAAAAACGGCAUCGUUGUCGCCGUAAAUGGAACCCCAUUAAAGGAGCUACGUAAAUAGAGGCUAUUUAGCCAAACCGUUAAACAGAGUCGAAACUCAGACGUAAUCGAUGAACUAGACGCAACAUGGCUCGAUCUGAUGUGCAGUGAAAUCUUUAACGUAAAAUGUGAACACAUUUGGGAAUAAGAAAUGAAGCAUCGGAGCCGGCCAACUGCAGUGCCCGAGAUAAAUCGCUAAGUCAUACACCUUUGACACAACUCUUUAGCUAAUUGACAUCUAAAGAACUAAACGAGUAUUUAACACUGUUGUUUGGUAACUGUGCCGUGAACUGUGUUGGCUAGUUGUUUUUUUGUUUAGAAAAAAAAAAGUUACCGUUACAUGUUAUAGUCGGAAUGACCGUUUGCAUAUUCAAAAAUAAUCAAAUCCACCAUCAACAGAUACAAGUGGAUUAGAGGUCUUUUAUUACCUUUCUUAUUAUCUAUACUUAUUUAUGUUUAUUAUCGAAAUGCGCGCACUUCUGACCGAUGUUGGACCACGGUUGCCAUACGCAAACACAACGUUGUAGUUCUUCGGGUACAGAGUAGAUAUACAGUCGAUUUCGUUCCAUCCGUAAAUUUUAUCGAUGCAUAAACGUAAGAAAAUCGGCGCUCAUGCCGUUGACAGUAUGCCUCUUUACCUUAAGGCUUUAAAACUCAUUUAAAAAGUUACAGAUAAGUUAGAAAAACACUUAUAAAUUCCUUCACGUGCGCGUUCAAUGACGAAUAUGUCCCGUUACUUUUCGGUCAUGCCGCACUUGUAGUACGUAUAGGUUGGAAUAGUUUUGCUGGUGAUAUCUUUCAUUGCAAGUAGACUUUCCUUAAAUUGCAUGCGUGAUCUUUCCCACAGAUGUUAUGGUGUUCCAUUUUUCCACUACAAAUAUAGAAAAUAAAAUCAUAGGGAUUAUUCAAAAAAAAACGCUGAACUCAUAUUAGUUUUUGUGACCGCGUCGAAAGCGAGUUAAAGCUAGAUAGAACGCUCAGGGGCAUUGUCAUUCCGCCGUUGUGCUCACUUGGCAUUAGCACAAAAAGAGAAACUUAACUUUAAAGAGAGACGUACAAAAGAAAUUGUUCUAAUUGGCCUAGAAUUUCCUGUAAACGUUGUACGUCGCGGCAAGUUCUUGCUUUUUGUGUGAAGAGUCCAUUUCGCAGCCGAACAUUAAACUUCAUUAAUUUACUUAGUCAGUGCAUAAUUAUCAUGUUUGCGUUAGGUUGCCGGAUCCGUGGAUAACUUGAUUGCACCAACUUUUUUUUAAGUUUGUCUUUGCACAAACAAGCUUUACUUAGGUCGAAGGGAAUUAACGAGACGUCACAAAUGAAAAUUAUCGAAAAAAAAAAAAGGAAUAAUGGAUCAUUUUGAAUACAUUGCAUCUUAUCAUCUUAGUAGCGUGACUUUACCUUGAGUUAAGUUCUAUUAGACGUUGACAGAACUCAUCGCCCAAAAUUAAUUGGGUCUCUAUGCUAAUUUCUUAAUGGUCAACUCAGCCUUAAUUUUUCUAUUCCGUCCGUCCUGCGCUAUUUCUUUAAUGAGCUUGUCUUUGUAAUUUGCCUCCCUACGUAAAACCGAGUUUCCAUUCUAUUUCGGUGGUUGCCAGUUUACAUCUGACAACAAAGGAAAUUUGUUGCUUUGAGCUACGGUUUUUGGUUGCUCUUUUGAAUUAAAGAUACCAUGAUAUAAAAAGUGAAGGUUCGCUCAUCAGGAGUGCAUGCCAUUAUGCCCCCUAAGUGUGUUAUUUAAUUUUGAUCAGAUAAUGGUAGCAUGCUCUAAACAGUUCGUCAGGCACAUCGUAUAUCUUAAUUCAUAGAGAUAUUGAAAAGUCUCGAAAUUGUAUAGUACCUAGCGUUUUACGAAGGAGCUGAGAUGAAAGAUGGGUCAAGUCCUGUUAUGGACUGCGCUAGCGCCAGGCAGUGUUACAUAAUGUUGUGGCUACAAAGCCGUUACUAACUUGCAACAGUCUGCUAGAUGGUCGAUACGGAACUAAAAUGAAUAUAAACUUUAGCCAUGUUGUCGUACAUUUGUCAACUACCACUAAUGGUAUCACAAAAAUCGUCUACAUGCGAGUUAGCCAAAGAGAGAGGUAAAUAUCAGUUAUUACUAAACGUAACAGACAUGUUAAGAAAUGUUAACACGGGCUUAUUCUUGCAGGUUUCCACGAUUUCAGCGUUGGGCUGUGAGGUGCUCAUCGCAAAUACAAACUGCAUAUUCGAAUUAUUGUCUGGGUAGAGUCAACACUUAAUAUAAUAAAUAUAGUAUGCUGUAAAUAGACACCCGACAUUUUGUCUUUGCUACGAUAUACUUUCGAGAUAGCUACCUAAAUGUGCCACCUUGAAUGCUCCAAACCUUAAUUCCGACUUUUUUUUAGGUCGUAUGCAUAUGAAUAGCAGUGAAAAUUAUACAUUUCACGAGAAAACAUAGGACAGCUAUGUCGAGUGCAUGCUUUCAGUUCUAGCUAACUUUACUUUGGAAUGAACUUUAAGAACUUGUUUUCUAAAACAGCAUAGUACAAUAGGUAUAUAGAAGAAGUGCACGAUUUACGUACGAAUGAAUUAUAGAAUACUCGCCUAUUUCAAAUGAAACCACAUCUUUGCAAGCACAAUUCGACAAAAAAUAAUAUGUGAAUAAUAUUUGUUUGCGGGCAAUAGUUCGUGGAUGCCAUCCUUUGCCUAGCAAUAUAACGAAGACAAUUACAGUAUAUAUCCUCUUCUGUGUAUGUUUAGGGCGUGCGUGUUUUCUUUUUAGUCAAGUUAAUCAAAUUCUAACGAAUUUUUAUAUAUUCACUGUAUAUAUGUAGAAUUCUAAAGGUAUAUAUAUUCAGUAAUCAAUGGCGAAGAAAUUAAUUGCCACAGGAGAAGCUAGUUCAACAGCAUAGUAAUGUUCUUGGCCAUCUGCAUGUACGCAAUUUUGUGCAAAACGGCACGUAAAGGAUUUGAGGGUAUAACCGAGUUGCGGUGGAACGCUUUGUCACCGAAUCGUUUUCAGUGAGGAGCCUUCUAUAUGGCUUAAAUUACCAAAGCUGACUUAUUUCGUAACGUAUUUAUCGGGACCAAAAAUGAGGCCUUGAAGUUUCUUCUUUCGUUUAGGAAAGCUAAAAAAGACUUAUAGAUUGAUAUUUCUCUGCCGCAUGUAGUUGGAAGGUUUAUGGAAAGGUUUGAGUUCGAUAAUUAAAAACCAGCAUUGUUUUUUUAGACAUCUUUAUGCGUCUGUGGAAAUAAGUGGUUCAAGCAAUGAAUUACAGUUUGGCCCGACUUCGCCGUAAAGAAUUCUCUAUAUACGCACUCACCCAACACUUUAACUCAUGACACAUAGUUUUGGGACAGACGAUUUCUUUCGUAGCAGAAAAGCACUAAUCGCCAUAUGAAAAAUUUAGAAAAAAUUCUGUAUUUAUGCGUGUACGACAGUUGUCUUUCUGCAUCCCAUGUGACGUUAUUCAUUAAUGAAAAACAUUAAUGGCGACGGCGUACAAAGCUCAUACGGACGCGCGUGAUUUGCAUCGGGCGUAUAAUGAAAUAUCGUUGUGAAAAUAUCUAUUCCCAAGAUCAUUCCUGUGCGAUUCCUCGUCACGUUUGUCAGUCCGGAUCCUAAAGAGAAGCACAAUACAAUAGGUGAUUUAACAACGACUAACAAACAAAUUGAUUGAAAUGAAAUAACUGAAUUACUUUACCUACUACUCUAUAUAAAACCACCGAUCCGCCAUUAACGACCAAAAUUCAAUAUUGUUCGCUUCAUCUGUAAACACUAAAGAGUAGCUGUUAUUACGUUUCUACACAAGAAUAGGUGAUGUAUGAGCAAUUCGAGUGUCACUCACGUGUGUCUUUUGAAUUUCUAAUUAAAACCGAAGAAAAAACUAUAUGUAUGUAAGCCGUAUUGAAUCUUAUGGAUGAAUCUGAUAUGCAAAACUAUGCAUCCGUUUACCCUCUUAGGCCUUUACAGCUUAAUGCUAAUUUCCUAUCGCCAUUCGAUUGUAUAAAACAGCAGCUACCCAGAGGCGACGACGUUAUACGAUGUUUGGUCAUACCUGCAACAAGUGAUGCCAAUGUGGACAUGAUGUAUCGACUCUAAUAUUCAUUUGUAAUAAUAUGAGGUAAAAAAUGAUACGGAUAUAAAUUGCCAGUGAAUUUUUUCUAUCUCAACAAAAUACGUAGUUGUAAGUCGAUCUGGGUCGAUGGUAGUUUACAGUUUAGAACAUUAUAAGUAACUGAAAUUAAUUGUCAGGUUCUCUAAGGAUGACCAAAGGAGCUAAGAUCAGUUUGAAUACCAUAUGUUGUAUACACAAUGUGUAUUUUCUAACGAAGCGCGUCCUCUAUGUGGUGAGCAAGUAGCUUUGACGAUUUCGUAUGUGCAAAAUCGCCUUUAUCUUUUUCAGGACUAGUUAUUGACUUUCGAGAAAAAAAAUGGUUCAUUAAUUGUUAGAGAAAUGUACAUCGGAAGUUUAGAACGUGGUACUAGUUGAUGUAAUCACACGGCUUCACUUUGUUUCAAUUAACAGUCAGUUGCCAAGUCUCAUUUUUUAAAAUUCACGGCUUUGCCUGUAUGCGAACUUUAUUAUCUCAGUCUACUCCCGUUUUUUAAAGAGGUCGCGUAUUUCUAUUUGUUAUCAAUUCUUGCAUGGAAGGUCAAAGAUCAUAGAAGUUGCCUUGUUUUUCCGAAGUGAAUUUUUUCUUCCCUUUUAUUUGACACUUUAUUCUAACGUUUUGAGGUCGUUACUCCCUUUCCCUUUCGUCUGCUUCUUCUACGACAAACAUCUACAUGCUUUGUACACGCUAUGAAAUCAAUGUGAAUUUGCCAUGGCCGGGACUACAUCCAGAAAUUGAAUCAAGCACCGUCUUCUGUUCGGGGGAUGUCGAUGCUCUACUGGCCGGUACUAUUCCGCCGAUGCCCAGUUUUCCGCCGACGACAAACGUUCGACGAUACAAUUGUUCCUACUGUGACUACUCGUCGGUAUUUCGCUCGAACCUCGAUAAGCAUAUCCGUAAGCAUACGGGCGAUAAACCGUUCAAGUGUGCCAUCAGUGGCUGUGUCUUCCGAACGGCAAACAAAAGUAAUCUCAAUCAACACCACAAAGCUGUACACGGGAUCGUAUCAUUACGAAGGUUUGUUCUCUCUAUACCGGCGGCUGAAGCGGACAAUCCCGUUGUCGAAGAUUUAUCCCAGGCUAAACGAUUUCGUUGCGAAUUCUGCCCUUACAACUCACCUUUCAAGUGCAACCUCGAUAAGCAUGUCCGACGGCAUAAGGGCGAAAAGCCGUAUGCCUACCUUGUGCGAUUGCGUUUUUCAGUUCUACUUUCGAUACCGCCCGUGGAUAUCCAGAAUUUUGAGGAUUCGUCGCAGGUGAAGCGGUUUCAGUGCGAACUAUGUCCGUACACGACAGCUUUCAAAUGUAACCUUGACAAGCACAUUCGACGUCACCGUGGCGAAAAGCCUUACGGAUGUACGAUUUGCGAUUAUGCCACCGCUUGCCAGAGCCAUCUCGCGGCCCAUGUACGAAGCUGUCUACGAAGAAGGGCGAUUUCGGUCGAUGUCAAUUCGACGGCAAUGGGACCUGUGUAACUCUACCACUUGAGUCUGUACCGCAAAUCCCGAGAUCAUGGUAGCUGUACGGCCACACAUGAAGAUCAUGGAAAAAGGAUAUUCAUCAACAACUGGCCAUCUGCUUACCACUAGUUUAUCACUGAACGCAUUUGAGAACAAUGUUAAAGUCAAUUUGACAAGGGGCUUUCUAAAUGUCUGCCCACCUCAAUAAUACGUACAGUCGUUUCUCAUUGUCGAGAGAAAUAUAGUAGAGAAUAGAAAAUGAGUCAAGUUUUUUGGUCUGUUAGGUUUGAGGUUCUGCUACACGAAAUCUAUAUAUAACCUAGUUGACUGUGAGAUCAUUUAUUUGCACUAGUUUUGCGGGUUAGUACAAUUUGCCUUUUCUUUCCUGCCCGCCUAUUGUUGAGAUCCUUAUGUAUUUUUACUACCGUCAUUACGCUGUUGUUUCAGUGAAUUCCACGCACAGACGAUAGUAGGUCAUGAAAAUAAAGUGUUAGGUCCUGAAUUUGCUACGAAUUUCCGUUAUUUUAGGAGGCACCUUAUUUGUUGAUGUCUUUAUUAUUACUUAAAAUAUUGUGUUAUAUUGGAUUCUUUUUUCAUACAGGAGUUUCUCAUUUUAACUUCAUAACCAUACUUAAACUCACAUUGGCUUGAAUAGACUACUAUGGCCUUAUAACAUAGUAUUUUAACUCUCUAUAUCAUACGCAAAUAAAUUUUUCCCUAUGACGUUCCUUGACAUUUUCUUUGAAAACCUUUGAUUACGCUACCCGUCAGAAUAAAAUUUCGAGGAAAGUUCAAGUUACCUGGUUACUUUUUUCGGGACGAUUGCAUUAUAUGUACAGUGGGCCCUAUCGAUGCAACGAAAAUACCGGCUACAUUAGCUAAUUAAUCAAUCAGCCUAUGUUCAAGCACAAAAAAAUCAUUAUGCUGUUGACGCUGAUGAUGACGACGACUCUCAGUUUCAAUUUUGCAAGUUAAAGUUAGAAAAGAGAUGUGGAACAAUAAAUAAACGAACACUUCUCAGUGGCAUGUCGACUUUUCUCCUAAAUGUAAACCUAUGCUUUCCAAGCUGUACAUUUAAGCCUGACUCUAUAUCGAGUCUGUUCUUCCUCUUCACCAUUUGAACCAGCUGUUAUCUUAUGGAGGCUGUCAUACACUAAACUGGAUUCUGUAGAAGAUACGGCCGGAUGUAUUCUAAUUCAUACUAGCACCUUUCGAUCUCGUAUUAAUCCAUU
This is a messenger RNA of Varroa destructor (honeybee mite), 7857 nucleotides long. RefSeq lists its product as uncharacterized. Gene Ontology annotation, biological process: positive regulation of transcription by RNA polymerase II. Lineage: Eukaryota; Metazoa; Arthropoda; Arachnida; Mesostigmata; Varroidae. Gene Ontology annotation, cellular component: nucleus. The record is from RefSeq and is a predicted model, not a curated record.